Messenger RNA from Asterias rubens (European starfish), 5713 nucleotides. RefSeq names its product bromodomain adjacent to zinc finger domain protein 1A-like. The transcript is spliced from 25 exons. Gene Ontology annotation, biological process: chromatin remodeling. The record is from RefSeq and is a predicted model, not a curated record. Gene Ontology annotation, molecular function: protein binding. Bases 146 to 5563 code for a protein of 1805 amino acids. Lineage: Eukaryota; Metazoa; Echinodermata; Asteroidea; Forcipulatida; Asteriidae.
GUGGAAUGCGUCAUUGCACUUGCAUAAAAUAUGAACGUUGGCGCUACUCCACACGACGAGGAGAGAAGUUGUUUUCAGACUGUCCAGAAUUUCACCCUUUUUUGCAGGUAUUCCGUGUGAGUUGCAGAUGGUCAGCGCAUGAACGAUGCCUCUGCUUCGGCGCCGAGAAUUCAAACCACUAAAACCUCCACCAGAUUUACAUCCAACUGAGGAGGUUUUCGUCUGCAGACUCACCAAUGAACUAUUCAGGGAUUACAAUGAGUUCUUCAAGCGGACGAUUCUUUGCAACAGUCUAGUAUGGAGUUGCAGCAUGACAGGCAAGCCUGGCCUGACGUACCAGGAGGCUAUAGAGAGUGAAGUCAAGGCUAAACGCUACCUGGCAAGUUUCCCUGUGUACUUAGAGGCACCCGUACUGUACCUUGUGACCCUCACCAAGAGAGGGCGCUUAGCUGACCUCUGCGAUGAUGUAUUUGUCUUCUCGAGGGAUCGCUACUUUAUUGGAGAGAUUGUGGAUGUGUCUCAUAAGGGGACAAGGGAAACAUGUCGAGUUGUGAGAGUUGUACCCCCGGUCGCCAAUGACGAGUUGGCGAACGGUGAGUCAAGCGACAACGACGAUGUCAUCCUCGUUGAUGACGACGGGCAGGAAGAAGUACUCAAGAUGGGCUCACCAAAAUCCAGGCCCCGUCCUCCACAGUGUCUAGACUCGAACGACUACAAGUACGUGGUAAUGUCUCUACAAGGCAACGGCACCUAUCAAGUGGAGUACAAGAACAUUGGGAGGAAAAAGGGUCUUUUCACACGUGAUAAGAACAAACUAUUCUUGAAGCAGCAUUGCGCCAUUGUCAACCAUGUCUGGUGUGUUAAGCGCGAGUACAAAGCCAAGUACAGUCUAAACAACAAGAGUUUCAAGGACUUCUACGGCGGGCCGCAGCCUCAAUUUGUCUUCUCACCCGGGAAGAGAACCUGGAAGUGCAGCACGGAGAUUGUGUCGUCGGAAGAUGAGGACGAUGAUCUGCCUCUCUGUGAAGUCAAGAAGAAGGCUCAAGCCAAGCAGUUCAGAGACGGCAAACCAAAGAAAGAGGGAUCUGAAAAACAACGACAGAGAUCUCCUCCGUCUGAGCCGAAGAAACCCAAGAUGACAAUGGAGGAGAGAGAAGCUAUCCGAGAGAGAAUCCGCCAAGAGAAGAUGAUGAUCAAGGAGCAACUCAUCCUAGAGAGAGCCCAGGCUAGGGAGACCCUUAGACUGCAGAGGCUGGGCGAGAAAGAGGCAAGAAAAGAACAGAUGAGGAAGAUCAUGGAGGAAGACCGUCUCAAGAAAAUGAAGGAACGUGAAGCCUUGCGAGAGGAAAAGCGCAUCCAAGACGAACACAUGAGGGAGUUUAAUCGUACAAGAGACGAUCUGGAAUGCGAUGACCUCAAGGAUCUUCCGUGGCCAACACCUGUGAAUAUGAAGCUACCUCAUGAGUUAUUUGGUGACAUGGUCAUGCUGAUGGAGUUCAUGUAUCACUUUAAGGACUACCUGGGUUUCAGUGAUGACUUCCCUGAUGGAAUCACGCUUGAGCAAUUGGAGGAGAGCUUGAUCAGUAAUAAGGUGGAAGGAUUAUUCUACGACCUCGUUAACAGUCUCCUGACGGCGAUCUUCAGGAUGCAGGAAGAGGAAGAAGAGGAUGAGAAGGUGGAUCUUAAGGAACAGGAACACGAUGCAACGUCAACUGAUUUGGCGGAAACUUUAGGUGACGAUGACCCAACCUAUGCAGCCAUGACAAAAGCAGCAACUUCAGCUAUGAUCUGGCCACAAAUACAUCAAGGUACACUUCUACGCCAGUUGCCCAUUGAUUCUACAACAAUCUCAGAAGUCUUGCGUCUUCAUUUCUUAUCGUCUGGUUCCCGUACCACAUCUGAGAACACCAAGUGGCGCUGGCAACAGAGGGGUGGCUUCAGUCCCCAUGAUGAUCCUGGGCUGGAGUUCCGUAUGCAAGACCCUGACAUCUUGAAGACAUUGACGACUGGAAACAUGUUUGAUCUGAGUCCUGCAUCCAAAAUGAAGAUCCUGACCUCUGUCUGUGGCCAGUUGCUGAGCUAUGUAACAAUGCGGGACAUUAUUGAAGAAAGCUUGGAGACAUUCCAGACCUCUCGUAAGGAGUGGAGAGAACUUGCAAGACUGGAGCUGAGAAGAGAGCGUGAAGAGGCAACAGCCAGAUGGAAGCGACGAUUGGAAGAGCGUGCUUUAGAGAGAGAUCAUGAUAGUCUCAGAAGAGAGAUGAGAGAACGGGAACGUGAAGCCCAGCUCCGACAAGACCAGCAGCGACAAGACCAGCAGUCUACAGAAAUGGAAGUCAUCAACCUGGACAGCAGCUCUGAAAAUGACGACGAUGAGGAGGUGAAAGUUAAAGACUCUGUGAAGAUCAACGAGCCGGUGGAUCUUACCGAUCUUGUCGCCAGGUUGGAGAGCCUGAAGCCGUUACCAACUCAAGAGGAACUGGAGAUGAGGCAGAAGAAGGAAGAGGAGGAGAGUGUCGCCAUCAAGGCGGAGUACACCAAGAAGAAUCGGGAGUAUCGCUUGGAGAUGGCCGAGGCAGCGUCGCGGUACAGCAUCGCGCCCCUUGGAGAAGACAGGAUCUACAGACGGUUCUGGUUGUUCAGCUCUGUGCCAGGAUUGUUUGUCGAGCGAGACAUGUUGUACCUCGCCGACAUGGACUUCAGCCCUGUUCCGCAGAAAGUGGACAUUAAGUUGUCGCCGUCUAAGACCAGCUUACCCGAGGUUCAGAUGGAUAUUAAAUCCGAAGGAGAUAAAGAACAAGAUACGUCGACGAGUAGUAACAAGGAGAACAUUGACAUGGAAGCUGUCAAUGGAGAAAUGGAAGUGGACGCUUCUCCACCCCAAGAGAAACUUGUGAAGGACCUCCUGAUGGAGAAUGGUGUGGUCAAGGAGGUCAAGCAGGAGGUCAAGCACCAAUUACCCGACCCAUGCAUGCAGCAAAGGGAAAACGUUAAAUGGGCCUACUACAGUACUCCUGAGGAACUUAACAGUCUACUAAACACACUCAAUCGCCGUGGCUUCCGUGAGAAAGCUCUGAAGGAGACGAUCCUCCACGAGAUGAUGCGGAUCGAGGAGUCCCUCAAGGACGUGCCCCUGGAGGCCCUUAAUAGCAUCGAGAAAGAUGAGGUUGAGGAGGUGGCCGAGACCACCAAACAGGGCGUGGCACGACAGGUGGUGGUCAAGAUGAACAGUGGCAAGAAGGGUCUUGUGUCGGAUAAGGCCAACGGGGAUGAGGCUUUGGAGUUACUUCUCAGGGAACAGUUAUUGGAUAUUGAAGAGAGGGUCUGGAACGGAAGCUUGGGUAUCAUCAAGGUUGAUAAGAGAGCCGACUGGAUCAGCGCCAUCGAGCAGGGAUCCUUUGACCGUCAGUGUAAAGAGAUCAGUUGGGGUCCGUUGUACGCUCGCUCCAUCCUGGAUGACAAAGACUUCCUCAACAUGUCAAUCUCCGAUCUACCCAAGCUGGAGGAGGGCACCACUGGGAAUAAAAAAAACAGGUUGGCGGAGCUACGGCGUGCAGAUGCUACAGGGUCACCGUCAUCGACUCGAUGCAGCACGCCUACCAACCCAUCCGAGAAUGUCGUCAGGGACUUGGCCUGUGCCUUACUCCAGGUGUCUCAGGGAAUUGAAGCCAAGUAUCUGAAAGCUCCACUGGGAGCGGAGGAUACCGGUCGAUAUGCAGCCAUCAGAAAGAGCAAGAGGAUGCAAGAGAAACUUGAAGGCAAAGAGGAGAGCGAGGAUGAGGAGGAAGCUGACAAGAAGCCCAGAAAGACGUGUCGUGAGUGUUGGGAGGAGUCCCUGAUGGCAGCCACCAGCCUUCCUCAGAUCUUCCUGCAUCUCUCCACGCUGGAGCGCUCCAUCAUCUGGUCCAAGUCCAUCCUGAAUGCACGAUGUCGUAUCUGUAGACGCAAGGGAGAUGCAGAGCAGAUGCUGCUAUGUGACGGGUGCGACAGAGGCCUUCAUAUGUACUGUCUCAAGCCCAAACUAAAGAAAGUACCUCAGGGUGAAUGGUACUGCAAAGACUGCAAGCCCAAGGAGAUUCACCGCAGUCCGAGGAAACAGCGGCGUAAUAUGAUGAAGAAAGAGGAGGUAGAAGAAGAGGAGGAGGAGGAGGAGGAGGAGGCAUCAUCCGAAGAAGAAGAAGAAGAAGAAGAUGAAGAGCAGGAGGCAGAUACCUCAUCUGAAGAAGAAGAAGAAGAAAGUGAGGAAGAGGAAGAGGAGGAUAGUGAUGCGGAGGACAGUGAGGAGGCGGCCAGCGAUGCUGAGAUGGAGAGUGACGACGAAGAUAUCGACCACAAUGAUACAUGUGGAUGGUGCAGACACGGGGGUGAUAUGGUACUGUGCCAUAGGUGCCCCUCUGCAUUCCACAUGGAGUGUCUGCAGCCGCCCCUGCAUAAAUUCCCCCGCCGGAAAUGGUUCUGUCCAACGUGCUCUAAGCAUUUGCCUAAUGGGGGUUAUGCAAGUGACGCCGACGCCCAUGAUGACACCUGUACUAAGUGUAGGCACGGCGGUGAGCUGAUCUGCUGCGACACGUGCCCCAAGGCUUUUCACAUGGAGUGCUGUAUACCAGUCAUGUCUCGUAUCCCUAAGGGACAGUGGAGCUGUGAAGUGUGUAAGAAAGGAACAACCAAGGGUGCUAAGAAAAAUCAAAGCUCAGGAAAAUCUAAGGCGAGUCCAGCAACAAAUAGUUCAAGCAAAAACUCCACCCCAAAGGGUUCAACAAGCUCCAAGAACGCGACCCCCAAAGGUGCCACGCCUAAAGAAGCCACACCCAAAGCAUCCACAUCUAAGAAUACCCCAAAGACCACACCCAAAGGGGGCAAAGCACAGGCCAAGUCAACCCCAGCGAGUGGUAAAGCCAAGGCGGGGUCAUCUCAGAAGACGACCCCGAAGGAAGGGCGGGGCAGCAGGAGACAGUCCUCCGACUCGCGGUCCUCAACUCCCGAUGUGGACGUCAAGAAGAUGAAGAUGAUAAAAGGGGUGAAGGUUGUCCUGACUGCUCUCAAUGGUGGUAGCAGGAAGCAGAGAUCAAGGAGCCAGUCUUUGGAUGAUGGUUCGGCAUCGGAAGAUUCGGGUCCUUCCUCCGUCUACCGGAGGGUGUCGUCCACUGGGCGUGGUAGUCAAGAGAUGAGACAAUUGACCCAUUGUGAGGAGCUUCUGAAGGAGAUGGUCAAACAUCCAGAAGCAAGACCCUUCCUCUCUGCAGUCAGCAAGAAGAAUGUGCCAGACUACUACAAGAUUAUCAAGCGGCCGAUGGACUUUGCCACGAUGCAGACAAAAGUCAACGCCGUGGAGUACCGCGGCGCCACCGAGUUCAUUGCAGACGUCCAGUUGAUUUUCACCAACUGUCAACAGUACAACCAGCCGUAUAGCGACACGUACAAGUCAGGGACCAAACUCAGGGCCUUCUUCGAGAAGAGACUUAAGGCGUUGGGGAUCAAUGUGGAUAGCGGGGAGGAUAAACAGGCGGGAGAAACCACGAACGAGAAAACGCAACCGCCUAAAAAGAAGGCAAGACGGAGAUGAGCGUUUUUCGGCUCUAAUUGAUUGAGUUUUGAAAGAAUAUGAGUUUAAUCGGUAGCCGGCAGUCUCUUCGUUUUAGACUUCAGGCCUGGAAUUACACGCGCAGGCCACAGAGACCAUUGCCUCUGUUGCCCCUGGUCUUUGCCUUGGUGC